This is a messenger RNA of Lotus japonicus, 471 nucleotides long. RefSeq lists its product as uncharacterized. The transcript has 2 exons. The record is from RefSeq and is a predicted model, not a curated record. Bases 1 to 471 code for a protein of 156 amino acids. Gene Ontology annotation, molecular function: zinc ion binding. NCBI's taxonomy places the organism in Eukaryota, Viridiplantae, Streptophyta, Magnoliopsida, Fabales, Fabaceae.
AUGAACCCAAGGUUCAGUUCGCGUUCCUCCACCUCAUGCUCUGCACCAUCGUUGAAGAAGUGUGGCUGUGGGAAAGAGGUUAUUCUCUACAGAUCCAAUUCGACGAAUAACCCUGGAAAGCUUUUUUGGAGGUGUCCUGAUUGGAAGGAAAAAGGGAAUUGUGGUUUUUUCCAGUGGGAUAUACGACCUGUUGCUGAGGAUGAUAUGGAGGGAUCUUCAAAAUUGAAUGAAGGAUUGAACCUGAGGCAAGACAUGAAGGAAAUGAUGGAAAAAAAGCUAGCUAGGUUGAAGGAAGACAUUGAUGAAAUUGUGCAGAAGGCAAUUGAGAACUUCAGGAAAGACAUGGAUGACAAGAAGGACAAGAAAAUAGAAAGGAUGAAGAUGAAGCUGAAAAAUGAGGGAUUGAAGUUGAAUGUGUUGUGGUUCUUCUUUGGGAUUAGCUUGGUUGUAGCAUUGUCAAAGUGGUUUUAG